AUGCAAAUUCUCAAAGAACUUCCAUUCUACCCACACCACGGCCUCAAAGUCAAAGUGUACUCGAAGUCGGACUUUGAAAUUGCCGAGCUCUUAAGAGGAGGCCACUCCACCCACAAGCUCCCUCUUGAUGGGUUACUUGGCUUCCAUGCCAUUCGUUUCGCCACCUCCAACGCCAAGGAGAUGGCCCGCUUUCUUGAACUUUCCCUUGGCUUUAAAGAAAUUGCCUACAGAGGCUUGGAGACAUCAUCGAUCGUGCUUGCCUCCCAUGUAUUGAAAAAGGGAGACUGUGUGUUUGAGGUGAUCAACACCUUGAGCAGAGGCGACUCGAGACCAAAUUCUAGUAAGUCGUUUUCCUCCCGCUCAGGAAGCAGGUCUCGUGAAAUGUUGCCGGUGACGCUUAUGGUUCACGGCGGAGCCACGUCGUUUGAAGAACUCGGAAGAGCUGCCGAGCAAUUGGCUUACGACGCUUUGGACGCCAAAGCAAUCGACACGUUCGUGAAUAUCCACGGAAUGGGCGUCAUGGACGUGUCACUCGACGUGUUGGACGUGAACAAGGCGUUCUUGAGGGCAACUGGCGCCGGCGCCACCAUCGUUAGAAGGCCAACCGUGAUUACAGACGAGUUCGGUAGUGUCAAGGUGGCCGUGAUACGUAUUCCUGGUUCUGACUUACGUCACACUUUGGUGGAAAACUUGACCUACAAGGGACCAUUUAUGCCCUUUUACAAGGAGUCAAUGGUGCCCAGCUUGCCCGAAGAGAAUCCUGUUCCACUCAUAGGAAUUGACCACUGCGUCCAGAACUUCACUUGGAAUCAAAUGGACGACUACGCCAUGUUUUACGCUGCCGCCUUUGGCCUCCACAAGUUCUGGUCGGUCGAUGAGCAAGACGUGUCCACUGGUGCUACUGCCUUGAAGUCAGUCGUGAUGGCUUCGGCCAAUGGAAAAGUGAAGAUGCCCAUUAACGAGCCUGCCAAGGGGAUCAUGAAGGGCCAGAUCGAGGAAUUUUACGAAUUUUACAAGGGGCCCGGCGUCCAGCAUAUUGCAUUGAUAACAAGAGAUAUCAUUGCCCUGGUAAAGGCCAUGCGUCUUCGGGGCAUAGACUUCAACACCAUUUCGGACGCCUACUACAAGAACUUGGAGGAGCGAUUAAACAAGGACUCAAUUAAGCUCUUUGAGUCGUUUGAGGAAUUGAAGGCCCUCCACAUCCUCGUCGACUUCGACCUGGCGUCAAAAUACCUUCAUCGAGAUGGCAGCUACCGUUGCCACUACAUCCUCCAGAUCUUCACCAAGCCGCUUCACGACAGGCCCACGUUAUUCUUAGAGAUCAUCCAGAGGCACCAUCACAACGGCUUCGGCAAAGGUACUUUCAAGGGCUUGUUCGAGACCAUCGAAGCCCAGCAACGUCUCCGUGGUACUUUGGUCCCGUCCGCCUUGAUGUGA
Messenger RNA from Candidozyma auris, 1437 nucleotides. RefSeq lists its product as uncharacterized. Lineage: Eukaryota; Fungi; Ascomycota; Pichiomycetes; Serinales; Metschnikowiaceae. The record is from RefSeq and is a predicted model, not a curated record. The transcript has a single exon. Gene Ontology annotation, molecular function: 4-hydroxyphenylpyruvate dioxygenase activity. Gene Ontology annotation, biological process: L-tyrosine catabolic process. Bases 1 to 1437 code for a protein of 478 amino acids.